AUGGAAUUUGACUUCUCUCGAAUUGAAAUCGGAAGUGGGUGUCAGCGUGUCUACGAGUCUACGAGUCUACGAUGCUGCCGUUUUGAACGGCACCUAAUUAAUUCAAAUACCGAAAUUAUUUCGCAUCUGAAAUUUGAGCCCGAUGAAAAUGGAUGCAGCAUUGAAGAAAACAAAUCACGGAAAGUCGCUUUCGUCUUGUCUUAUAUGAGCCAAAAGCUGAAGAAUUGGGCAUGCGCGCACAAAGUGAUGUCGCCGGAUUAUAAUAUUCUGCUCGUAAACCAUUUUUAUUAA
This is a messenger RNA of Plasmopara halstedii, 291 nucleotides long. RefSeq lists its product as uncharacterized. Lineage: Eukaryota; Oomycota; Peronosporomycetes; Peronosporales; Peronosporaceae. The record is from RefSeq and is a predicted model, not a curated record. Bases 1 to 291 code for a protein of 96 amino acids. The transcript is spliced from 3 exons.